AUGUGUCCUAAAACUGCCUGGACCUGGAUUAGUCCUAAAACUGUCGGUAUUGAGGGUGGUUCCUAUUUAGGAAAGGAACAGUUCAACGAUUAUACAGUAAAUAAUACUCCAGAAGAUGGGAAAUGUUUAUUUUCUGCAAUUGCAGACCAGAUUAGUAUUCCCAUAUCCAAUGCUUCUGCUGUAAGAAAAGAUCUUGUUGAUCAUAUUCGAAAUACACUUGUCAAACCACUCUCACAGGCACUUGCUGAUGGUAUAAAAAAACGUUUUGGUAAAGUUUUAGAAGACGAAGAAUACAUAUUAGCAUCAGCAUUAAUUCCUCAAUUCAAACUGAAUUUUUUAAAUGAUGAUAAAAAGAAGUUAUUAAUUAGGGAAAAAUUAUUGACGUACAUAAAAGAUGUCGAAAAAGAAAUUGGAAAACCAGAUCAAGCACAAAAUCCCAUAUUAGCGACCUCCAAAGACACAACUCCUGAAUGCAAUAAUCUAUAUGACUAUAUUGAGGAAAACAGUGAAAGUUCUUGCAAAUUAGCUGAACAACUCAACAAUUAUUUAUCUAGUCAGGCAAAAAAUGUUGAACAUUUAUUUUGCUAUCCAGCAGUGUGUGCAGCAUUUUAA
This is a messenger RNA of Helobdella robusta, 612 nucleotides long. RefSeq lists its product as hypothetical. The record is from RefSeq and is a predicted model, not a curated record. The coding region runs from base 1 to 612 and encodes 203 amino acids. The transcript has 4 exons. NCBI's taxonomy places the organism in Eukaryota, Metazoa, Annelida, Clitellata, Rhynchobdellida, Glossiphoniidae.